CUUGAUUAUAGUAAAGAGGAAUAGAGUGUAACCUGCGCCAUUAGAUCCAACAAGAAGGCAACGAUCACCAGGAUAAAGGGUAAGUGAGAAAUCAUCGAUCAAAGGGGUAGAUCCAGGUGGUGGAUGUCCAUCAAUACCAGGAUAUAACUAAUUUGAAGAACAGCAUCGGUCAACGAGCGGGGAUAGCUCAGUUGGGAGAGCGUCAGACUGAAGAUCUGAAGACCUUCAACCUGCCCGAUUCGUCGCUGAUCAGGAGGAGCUCUUACAUCUAUUAUCUUUUCAGUACUUUGACUGUUCCGCAGAAAAUAGCCUGAGACCUUCAAUCAUUUACUAAGCUUGUGAACUGAAUCCAUUCAGAUCAAUUUGCCGUGAGAGGCCAAUAAAGAGAAGGGAUUUGAAUAUAAAUGGCAGCUAUUUACAGCCUUUACAUCAUCAAUAAAUCAGGAGGGCUUAUCUUCUGCAAGGAUUAUGGGUCUGCUGGGAAAAUGGACACAAAUGAUAGUUUGAGAUUGGCUAGUCUGUGGCAUUCUAUGCAUGCUAUCUCUCAGCAGUUGUCCCCAGUUAAUGGUUGUGCCGGUAUUGAACUCCUUCAAGCUGAUACGUUUGAUCUCCAUUGCUUCCAAUCUCUUACCGGAACAAAAUUCUUUGUGGUCUGUGAACCUGGUACUCUGCAUAUGGAGAGUCUGUUGAAGUACAUCUACGAAUUAUACACUGAUUACGUCUUGAAGAAUCCCUUCUAUGAAAUGGAAAUGCCUAUACGGUGUGAGCUCUUCGACUUAAAUUUGUCACAGGCAGUCCAGAAAGAUCGGGUUGCCCUAUUGGGAAGAUGAGCUUCUCAAGUUCAUAAGCCAUAAGAUGUUGGUUGAUCUAUACUAUGGUAAAUUUUGUUGGACAGGUCCCAUUAGGACAUCUGUGAUGUGUUUUUCUUUGUUGUUACUGGACUCUUGAAAAAAUCAUUUUGAGAACAGCAACCCCUCAGUUAGGAUUUGUUAUGCAACACUGUCAGGGUUGAUGCUCUUCAGUCAUUAAGCCUCUCAAUUCUAUUUCAUGAAACAAACUUUAGUUGA
Molecule: messenger RNA, 1067 nt
Organism: Lycium barbarum (goji berry)
Lineage: Eukaryota; Viridiplantae; Streptophyta; Magnoliopsida; Solanales; Solanaceae
Exons: 6
Coding region: 405-830 (141 amino acids)
Biological process (GO): endoplasmic reticulum to Golgi vesicle-mediated transport
Cellular component (GO): TRAPP complex
Source: RefSeq, a predicted model, not a curated record